AUGGUUGGUCUGGGCCCAAAACGCACACCGUCCCGCAAGGGUUCCAUGGCCGAUGUGCCAAAGAACCUCUUGCAGGAAAUUGAAACCCUCGAGAACCUCUUCACGGUCGACGCCGCCAAGCUCAAGCAGAUCACCGAGCAUUUCGUGGGCGAACUGACCGCCGGUCUGGAGAAAGAUGGACAGAACAUCCCCAUGAACCCGACAUGGGUCAUGGACUUCCCCGACGGGGACGAGCAAGGGACGUUCCUCGCCUUGGACAUGGGCGGAACCAAUCUCAGAGUGUGCGAGAUCACGCUCACUGAAGAGAAGGGCGAGUUCGAUAUCAUUCAGAGCAAGUACAGGAUGCCCGAGGAACUCAAGACCGGCACGGCCGAAGAGCUGUGGGAAUACAUUGCAGACUGUCUCCAGCAGUUUAUCGAGUACCACCACGAGGAGGAGGAUAUCACCGCCCUGCCUCUCGGUUUUACCUUCUCCUACCCAGCGACGCAGGACUACAUCGACCACGGUAUCUUGCAAAGAUGGACCAAGGGCUUUGACAUCUCCGGUGUCGAAGGAGAGGAUGUGGUUCCUCAGUUUCAAGCCGCCCUCGAUGCAAGGAAACUCCCCAUCAAACUUGCCGCGUUGAUCAACGACACCACCGGCACCAUGAUCGCAUCUGCAUACACAGAUCGGUCCAUGAAGAUUGGCUGCAUCUUCGGCACCGGCUGUAACGCGGCCUACAUGGAGAACUGCGGCUCGAUACCGAAGCUGAAGCACCUGAACUUGCCCGACGACAUGCCCAUGGCCAUCAACUGCGAGUACGGCGCCUUCGACAACGACCACAAGGUGCUCCCCAUCACCAAGUACGACACCAUCAUCGACGAGCACUCCCCUCGCCCUGGGCAGCAAGCUUUCGAGAAGAUGAUUGCCGGCCUGUACCUUGGCGAGAUCUUCCGAUUGGUCGUGGUCGAUCUGCACGACAACAAGAACAUCUUGUUUGAGGGUCAGGACAUCUCGAAGCUCCGCAAACCGUACAGCCUAGACGCAUCGUUCCCCGCCUUCAUUGAGGAAGACCCCUUUGAGAACUUGCAGGAGACCCACGACAUGUUCAGGGAGAAACUGGGCAUCGACGCCACCAAGCCAGAGCUCGAGCUGUGCAGACGGCUGGCAGAGUUGAUUGGAACCCGGGCCGCACGUCUGUCGGCUUGCGGCGUUGCUGCCAUCUGCAAGAAGAAGAACAUCGAGUCAUGCCACGUCGGCGCCGACGGCUCCGUCUUCACCAAGUACCCGCACUUCAAAGCCCGAGGAGCCCAGGCGCUGCGUGAGAUCCUCGACUGGCCAAAGGGCAAGAAGGAUCCCGUAGUCAUCUUGCCCUCUGAAGAUGGCAGUGGUGUCGGUGCGGCCCUGAUUGCCGCUCUGACCUUGAAGAGGAUCAAGGCUGGCAACACUGCCGGUGUACGUGACCCAAGCAAGUUUGACAUCUGGAUGAAGUAG
Messenger RNA from Exophiala spinifera, 1473 nucleotides. Its product is annotated as hexokinase. NCBI's taxonomy places the organism in Eukaryota, Fungi, Ascomycota, Eurotiomycetes, Chaetothyriales, Herpotrichiellaceae. Gene Ontology annotation, cellular component: cytosol; mitochondrion. The coding region runs from base 1 to 1473 and encodes 490 amino acids. Gene Ontology annotation, biological process: glucose 6-phosphate metabolic process; glycolytic process; intracellular glucose homeostasis. The record is from RefSeq and is a predicted model, not a curated record. Gene Ontology annotation, molecular function: ATP binding; fructokinase activity; glucokinase activity. The transcript has 3 exons.